AUGAAGGGCUGCGGGGGCGGUUGCUGCGGGUGUUUGCCGCUGCGGCUGCGCGCGUGUUUGCUGUUCGCCGUGCCUGUGGGGUACGGCGUGCUGCUGCUGCUGCUGCUGCUGCAGGGGCAGCAGGGGGCGCUGCUGAGCAGCAGCAGCAGCCCCUUCCUGGCAGUUUGCUGCUGCGUCUUCGCGGGUUUGUGUCUAGCAGCAGGAACUGUGGGGCUGCUGGGAGUGCUGCUGCGGCUGGAUGCUGCGCUGCGGGGCAGCGUCGUGCUGCUGCUGCUGCUGCAGCUGGUGGUGCUGCUGCUGGGUUUGCUGCUGGGGGCGUUUGCGGUGUACAGACACCGCAGCGCCGGCCGCGCGCAGCCCUUCUGGGCCGCGCCCCUUGCUGCUUCUCCUGCUGCGCUGCUGCUGCUGUCUUGCUGCUUGCUGCUGGUCUCUCUCGUGUCUCUUUGCUGCUUAAAAGCUGCUGCUGAUCUCCAAGCCGAGUAUGACGCAGAGGCUUUUCUGGCGGAGGCGCAGCAGCUGCGAGACAGGGAGCGACAGGCCCUCCUCAGCAAGCAGCAGCAGCAGCAGCAGCAGCAGCAGCAGCAGCAGCAGCAGCAGCAGCAGCAGCGGCGGCGGCGGGAAGGCAGCAGCAGCCGCAGCCGCAGCGACGACGCAGUCGCGAUUCAAAUCCACAGCGACGGAGACUUGCCGCCACGCCGCGCGGCAGAAGGAGCUGCAGAUGCAUGCAGCCCCGCUGACCAUCACCCGCAGGUGCAACUGCAGCAGCAACUGCAGCAACAGCAACUGCAGCAGCAGCAGCAGCUGCUGCUGCUGCAGCAGCUGCAGCAGCAGCAGCAACUGCCAUAUCUGCAACGAUAUCAGAAUCGCACUGCAGCUGCCUUCGCUACUACCACAGCAGCAGCAACAACUGCAGCAGCAAUUCCAGCAGCAGCAACUGCAGCACUGAAUAAAGCAGCAGCGGCAGCAGAAGGCAGCAACAGCUGCAGCAGCAAACGCAGCAGCAACUGCAGCAGCAACUGCAGCAGCAACUGCAGCAGCAACUGCAGCAGCAACUGCAGCAGCAACUGCAGCAGGAACAGCUCCCCGCCCCUCGGCAAGUUUACUGGAGGGGCAGAAGCUGCAGCAGCAAAACCUGCUGCUGCAGCAGCAGCAGCUGUCGUUGCUUCUGCUGCUUCUGCUGCGUCAGCUUUGCUUGACGCAUUCUGCCUAGCAGCACUAAGGCAGGUUUAA
Messenger RNA from Eimeria necatrix, 1230 nucleotides. RefSeq lists its product as hypothetical. Lineage: Eukaryota; Apicomplexa; Conoidasida; Eucoccidiorida; Eimeriidae. The record is from RefSeq and is a predicted model, not a curated record. Bases 1 to 1230 code for a protein of 409 amino acids. The transcript has 2 exons.